AUUUACUGCGGAUUAGAGUUCGUCGAGUUUCCGGUUCCAAGUUUGUUUACAGGUUUUCACGUGUUUUUAUUUCUAGAAAUUCCGAUCGAAGCAAACAGUUCCACUAAAAGAUGUUUAGAGAAGAUUAUGGUGGUAUAAAUAUUUAUAAAUAUGGCUGAAACGAGAAAGGAUGUUCCAAAUUCCAAAACCAAUAAACUCACAGAGUUGUGUAACACAGAAACAGAAGGAAAUGAACCAAACACACAGACGACGUGUAAAUUGAAGAAGCAUUCAACAAGAUGUGAAUACAAAUUUCAUAUCGAGAAAUGUCUGCUACGACUUGUUGAUUUCUUGACUCCAUAUCUGCCCUUGGUUGACAGCCACACCUCAGAUUUCAUUACCAAAGACCAGUGGAACACAUACAUACCAGCUGCCAUACAGGGGCAACUGUUGCAUCUCUCUGAUGACCAGCUUCUACUGUUGCCUUCAGGUGCUGUGCACUGGCCACCACAGUCCACUUGGAGUACAACGCUUGAGGAUCACAUACCACAUGGCAUCAAAGGAAAAAAUUCAAGACUUGCCGACCUGGAAUGCAAAACUUUGAAAUGGAGCCACAAUAAUCUUGAAGAAUUUAUCAAAUCUGCCCAUGAAAAUACUCUUCCUCAGCUCGCUGUAUUAACUGCCAUUGAAGAUCUCAAGAUGAAAUAUCGACUGACUGAAGACAAAACACCAUUUGUUAAGGAUUUCAUGUCGAAACAGAAGUCCCAUGAAGUGGCUGUUAUGGCACAGUUGUGCCACUCACUGUGCCAGCGCUUUGGAAUAUGUAAAAUUGUUGACUUGGGCAGUGGCAAAGGCUAUCUUGGAACCCAACUUGCUUUCAGUUACGAUUUAAAAGUCUUUGGUAUUGAUUCUGCUGACCAGAAUACAUCAGGAGCGAAUAAGAGAGCAAAGAUUUUGAAAAAACAGUGGUCAGGACUUAUUAAAAAAUUUACCCUUAGCCAAAAUUCUUAUCAGAAUCAACCAGUUCCAAACGAAGAAGAAUCUCUGAAAAUACAGAAUCAGAAUCAGAAUAAUGGUGACUGUGGUGGUAAUCUUCAGAAAUAUGUUGCAACGACCACUGAGAAGGAACCAAGGGGGUUUUACUGUCCAUUUACCACGUAUGUAAACUCUGACACCAAUAUCUUACAGCUGAUUGCAGAACAUGAUAAAUGUGAAGCUGACGCCGGUUCCCAGGGCGACAGCAGCAACCUGCUUGUCGCAGGCCUUCAUACUUGUGGCAAUCUCUGCCCAACGGCGCUUCGGUUUUUCUCUCAGAAUCCUGCGGCUCAUCUCCUCUGUAAUGUCUCAUGCUGUUAUCAUCUUUUAACAGAGGAAUUCGAUCCCAACGGUGCUGCUCAAAGUGAAUAUGGUUUCCCUGUCAGUUCCAUUCUGAGGAAGAUGAAGUUUCAUUUGGGUCAAAAUACAAAAAAUCUGGCCUGCCAGUCUGUGAACAGGAUCAUAUCUUCUAGCAAGUUAACAGGAGAAUCUCUAUUCCAACGAGCACUCCUUCAGAAGAUCUUCAUUGAUACUUUAUCCAAGCAGGAACAAAAUUCUUUGAAGAAUUCCAUCAAAUUAAGAAAAUUAGCCAGCAAAUGUUCUUCGUUUUAUGAUUAUGUGGAAAUGGCUUUCCAGAAGUUGGACCGUUCUUCUGAAAAGAUCUCUGAAGAAAUGGUUCAGGAUUAUUUGGUAAAAUAUGAAGAGGACAAAAAGAAACUUGCUGCUUUUUUCCAAGUAAAGUCUGCGUUGGCCCCAUGUAUCGAAGCACUCAUUGCAUUGGACCGGAUUUAUUACCUACUGGAACAGGAAUCCAUCAAAGAUGUCUCUCUCUUACAAUUGUUUGACCCUGUCACAUCUCCUCGCUGUUAUGGAAUUGUUGCUGUGAAAAAGAUUGCAGUUGAAGAUACUUGCUCAGCUGUUGCCAAAGAAACAGAUGUCACAACAGAUACAACAACAGAUGUCACAACAGGUUUAGCAACAGAUACAACAACAGAUUUAACUAAGAUAUAACAACAAAUGUCACACAGAUGUAACAGGUUUGACAACAGAUAUCACAAUAAAUGUGAUAACAGAUGCAAGAAUAAAUGUGACAACAAAAUUAACAAUGGAUGUCACAACAACUAUAAUAACAGAUGCAGCAACAGCUCUAGCAACAAUUACAACAACAGGUCUAACAGAUGUAACAAAAGAUAUAACAACAGAUGUUAUAACAGAUGUAGCAUAUACAACAAAAGAUGCAAUAGCAAUGUCAUUGUAGAUGUGAAGGUUAAAAGGUUAAAACAACUGACAUAACGACAGAUGCAACAAUUUCAUUGCUGCCUGUGAUAACUGGUGCAAGAGCAGAUCCAAGGCUUUACUUAAUAAUAGAUGCCAGACAUAACAAGCAAAAGGAGAUGAGAAACAAACACUAAAUGUUUGCAAGAAGUUGUGUAUAGGAACAGAUGAUAUAAUAGACACAGCAUAUGUAAAACUGUGUGGAAAAACCAGAUGCUGUGAUCAUUGCAAGUUUAGAUGGAGAUAAACUUGUGUUUUGUUGCUUAUUUUGUUACAGAAUGUGAGAAUAUAAAACCAAUAAAUAUUUGAAAUUAAUUAA
Octopus sinensis (East Asian common octopus) is the source of this 2608-nucleotide messenger RNA. RefSeq names its product methyltransferase-like protein 25. The record is from RefSeq and is a predicted model, not a curated record. Lineage: Eukaryota; Metazoa; Mollusca; Cephalopoda; Octopoda; Octopodidae. The coding region runs from base 151 to 2025 and encodes 624 amino acids. The transcript is spliced from 10 exons.